Messenger RNA from Rotaria sp. Silwood1, 564 nucleotides. Lineage: Eukaryota; Metazoa; Rotifera; Eurotatoria; Philodinida; Philodinidae. The record is from the annotation of a GenBank genome assembly.
AUGCAUGCAAUUGCAUACACUUUACUUAUCUUAUUAACGACCGCGUUGAUCAAUAGUAUUCCAUUUAAUACCGACAAUGAAGAUUUGGAUCAUCAAGAAAUACUUCAUCGUGGCCUGUCUAGUUGUCUCCUAUGGUACCAGUCUCAACCUGAUCCCGCUACUCUUCUAGCCAAAACAUUAAAACCGCCAUGCAGUAUUUCACCUGCGUUUUCUGAAACUUUGCCUGGUGGUUGGUCAGUAGAUCCAGGUUGUGAUGCAUCCAAACAGCCAAAUACUUGUGAUAUGCAUAAGGGUGCUAAUGGUUGUUAUCGAAGUGCCAUCUCGAAUACAGGACCAGGUGCUCAAGCAUGUUAUGAUAAAAAUGGUCAAUGGAUAUCAGAUCCUUGGAAAGGUGCUGGUACACUCGAUGCAGAAACACCAUUGGGUGACAUUAUACAACAAGGUAAACAUUUGAUUGCUGAUGUUCUUCCAUAUUACAGUUGCUGCAAAACAUCAAUUUUUUCUCAAUCGCAAAACUGCAGUCUUUACUAUGAGAAACGUCCAUCAGGACAAUGCCAAAAUUAA